CACCCGAUCUGCUUCCUGGGCUUGCUUUCGCUUUGCCGGGGGCUUGGCUAGGCCUGCGCACCUCAAGCUAUAGACUGGAGAGCCGCGCAGGUGGCCGCCGAGGAGGGGCAGCGGACUGGUGCCUUUCACCCUUCAGGCCCCCCUGCCCUCUCCCCGAGGACGCGCUCCGGGCUCAGACCCGGUGCUCUGCGGCGCGCGUGGCACCUUGUGGGCCGUCAGGCGCCCCUGACCUUGGUUUCUCCCCGGUGCCAGGUCUGCUCAAGGACCAUGGGCGCCGCGCUGGGCACUGGCGCGCGACUGGCGCUCCAGCGGGGCUGGGCCUGUGGCGGCGUCCCGCGCUGGAUGCCCUCCGCGCCCGCCCAAGGCUGCCACUCCAAAUCCGGCCCGGCUCGCCCCGUGCCUCUGAAGAAGCGCGGAUACGAUGUCACCAGGAACCCGCAUCUCAACAAGGGGAUGGCCUUCACACUGGAAGAAAGGCUGCAGCUUGGAAUCCACGGCCUGAUCCCCCCCUGCUUCCUGAGCCAGGACGUCCAACUCCUGCGGAUCAUGAGAUACUACGAGCGGCAGCAGAGCGACCUGGACAAGUACAUCAUUCUCAUGACACUCCAGGACCGGAAUGAGAAGCUCUUCUACCGAGUGUUGACGUCAGACGUGGAGAAAUUCAUGCCCAUCGUGUACACUCCCACCGUGGGGCUGGCCUGUCAGCACUACGGCCUGACCUUCCGCAGGCCCCGUGGGCUGUUCAUCACCAUUCAUGACAAGGGUCACAUUGCAACCAUGCUAAACUCUUGGCCAGAAGACAAUAUUAAGGCCGUGGUGGUGACUGAUGGGGAGCGCAUCCUGGGCCUGGGAGAUCUGGGCUGCUACGGCAUGGGCAUCCCUGUGGGCAAGCUGGCCCUGUACACGGCGUGCGGAGGGGUCAGCCCACAGCAGUGCCUCCCCGUCCUGCUGGAUGUCGGCACCAACAAUGAGGAGCUGCUCAGAGACCCUCUAUACAUCGGGCUGAAACACCAACGUGUGCGUGGCAAGGAGUAUGACGACCUGCUGGACGAGUUCAUGCAGGCUGUGACAGACAAGUUUGGAAUAAAUUGCCUCAUCCAGUUUGAAGACUUUGCCAAUGCCAAUGCCUUCCGCCUGCUCAACAAAUACCGCAACAAAUACUGCAUGUUCAACGAUGACAUCCAAGGCACAGCCUCUGUCGCUGUGGCAGGGAUCCUGGCUGCUCUGCGAAUCACCAAGAACAAGCUCUCCAAUCACAUGUUUGUUUUCCAAGGUGCGGGUGAGGCUGCCAUGGGCAUCGCCCACCUCCUUGUCAUGGCCCUAGAGAAAGAAGGCAUACCCAAGGCAGAGGCCACAAAGAAGAUCUGGAUGGUGGACUCCAAGGGGCUCAUUGUCAAGGGAAGGAACCACCUGAACCAUGAGAAGGAGAUGUUUGCCCAGGACCACCCUGAAGUGAACAGCCUGGAGGAGGUGGUGAGGCUGGUGAAGCCCACGGCCAUCAUAGGUGUUGCUGCCAUCGCAGGAGCCUUCACGGAGCAGAUUCUGAAGGACAUGGCCUCCUUCCACGAGCGCCCUAUCAUCUUUGCCCUGAGCAACCCCACCAGCAAGGCUGAGUGCACGGCUGAGAAGUGCUACCGGGUCACUGAGGGCCGAGGGAUCUUUGCUAGUGGAAGUCCUUUUAAAAGUGUGACUCUGGAAGAUGGCAAGACCUUCAUUCCUGGGCAAGGAAACAAUGCCUACGUGUUCCCUGGAGUGGCUCUGGGAGUCAUUGCUGGCGGGGUCCGGCACAUCCCAGAUGAGAUCUUCCUCCUGACAGCAGAGCAAAUUGCCCAAGAGGUCUCUGAGCAGCAUUUGUCCCAGGGGAGACUGUACCCACCACUCAGCACCAUCCGAGAUGUGUCUCUGAGAAUCGCCAUCAAAGUCCUCGACUUCGCGUACAAACACAACCUGGCCUCCUACUACCCAGAGCCCAAGGACAAGGAGGCUUUUGUAAGAUCCCUGGUCUACACUCCAGACUAUGACUCCUUUACACUGGACAGCUAUACUUGGCCCAAGGAAGCCAUGAAUGUUCAAACAGUGUGAUGCAGUCUCAGAAGCUGCUGUGAGGCUGGAACAAGCCCAGAGUAACACUGACAAUAUAAAUGGGUUCUAAAAUGGCUAUCUUUGUCACUGUGUUUUUCCUUUGAACUUUCUGGUGUGAGGGGAGAUACCCAGGCACACAGUGAAUGAGAGCCUUGUCCCUGAGGUCCUGAGAAUUCACUUUUCUAUAACCCUGACUUCCUCCCCAAGAAUUUCUUCAUCUAAUUGCCAACAAUUAGCUAGAUCUUGUGGGAAAUCUAGAAUGCUUCCUAGAACUCUGCCUUUACAGAGCUCAGAGUCUAGUGAAGGAGAUAUGGACACAAUUCAUUGUUCCACAAGGGACAAAGUGGUUAAGUCCAUGAAAGAAGAGCAGAUAAAGGUCAAGGGUACUCAGAGAAGGGAGCAGAUACUUCCUAUGAGAAAUAAGAGAAGGCUUCAGGGGGAGAAAUGUGUACAGAGUCCCAAGAGUAAAGGAUGGGUAGG
Molecule: messenger RNA, 2562 nt
Organism: Odobenus rosmarus divergens (Pacific walrus)
Lineage: Eukaryota; Metazoa; Chordata; Mammalia; Carnivora; Odobenidae
Gene: ME3
Product: malic enzyme 3, NADP(+)-dependent, mitochondrial
Exons: 14
Coding region: 268-2082 (604 amino acids)
Biological process (GO): malate metabolic process; pyruvate metabolic process
Cellular component (GO): mitochondrion
Molecular function (GO): malate dehydrogenase (decarboxylating) (NADP+) activity; malate dehydrogenase (decarboxylating) (NAD+) activity; NAD binding
Source: RefSeq, a predicted model, not a curated record